GGCAGUCCCUCAGAAGGACCCCGACGAGGAGAAUGAGCCAUCAUGGCGGAUUACGGUCAAUCCAUCAGCUGAACUAUUUGGUUCGCAACGCCUUCGGCAGCUGAUCGAUCGACUUUAUCAUCAGCAAAAACUUCUUACUGCAAAUGAUGCAAAACAGGUACAGUCAAUCGAUUAUUGA
Haemonchus placei is the source of this 178-nucleotide messenger RNA. NCBI's taxonomy places the organism in Eukaryota, Metazoa, Nematoda, Chromadorea, Rhabditida, Trichostrongylidae. The record is from the annotation of a GenBank genome assembly.